Talaromyces proteolyticus is the source of this 864-nucleotide messenger RNA. Its product is annotated as small-subunit processome. The coding region runs from base 1 to 864 and encodes 287 amino acids. Gene Ontology annotation, cellular component: nucleolus; small-subunit processome. Gene Ontology annotation, biological process: rRNA processing. The transcript has 2 exons. The record is from RefSeq and is a predicted model, not a curated record. Lineage: Eukaryota; Fungi; Ascomycota; Eurotiomycetes; Eurotiales; Trichocomaceae.
AUGUCUUCUAUGCGAAACGCCGUGCACCGACGGCAGCAUCGUGAGCGAGGCCAGCUCGAGGGACGAGGGAAAUGGGGUAUCCUCGAGAAACACAAAGACUACUCCCUCCGUGCGCAAGACUACAACCUCAAAAAACAAAAACUCGGCCGCCUCCGCGAAAAAGCGCGCGAUCGCAAUGUCGAUGAAUUCGCAUAUGGCAUGUUAUCAGACAAGAAUGCGCGGCAAGGGAAACACGGCACGCGCGAGGCCUCGUCGCUGAGCCAUGAUACGGUCAAGUUGCUUAAGACACAGGAUGCUGGGUAUCUAAGGACGGUGGGGGAGAAGGCCAGGCGGGAGAUGGAGAAGUUGGAGCAGGAGGUUAAGCUGCAGAAAAGUAUGAUGGAGGUGUUGGGGGAGGGGAAGAAAGGCGGGGCUGAUGAUGAGGAGGAGGAAGAGGAAGAGGAUGAUUUUGAUGAGGAUUUGCGUGCCAAAGCGAAAAAGAGAAAGGUGGUUUUUGCGGAGAGCCGUGAGGAUCAGAAAAAGCUCGGGGCGAGGCCUGUUGAUGGUGAUGGGGAGGAUGAGGAUAUGGUGGACGACGAGGGAGAUGAUUCAUUCGGCAAUCAAUCACAGCAAAAGCAGAAGCAGCCCACGAAAAAGCAACUAGAGGCUGAGCAACUGGCUUACAAGCAGAAACGUGCGGCGGACCGUCUGAAACGUCGCGCUGCUGCGAGUCGUGUGAGGAAGCUUGAGGCGUUGAGGAAGCAGCAUGCAGAGAUCACGACGGCGGAGCGAGAGCUGGAUUUGCAGCGUGCUCGAAUGACGAAUUCGAUAGGCGGCGUGAACAAGAAUGGGCUCAAGUGGAAGGUUAAAGAGCGCAAGAGGUGA